UGUGUGUGUGUGUGUGUGUGUGCGCGGAUGGAGGCGGCGGUGCUGGAGCGGCGGAUGAUGGCGGAUGCUCGCGCUGAGCUGCAGGUGCAGAAGCUGCAGGAGCUCGUGAGGAGACUGGAGCGGCAGAACGAGCAGCUGCGGAGCUCCCGCUGCAUCCCGCCGGAUCCGUUCCCGUGUUUCCAGCCGCAUUCCGCCGCCGAGGAUGAGGAUGAGGAUGAAGACGAGCUGACGCUGCUGGACCUGCAGAGCGCGAGCGGAGAGUCAGACGAGACCUGGCUCUACGAGUCUCCCAGCUCUCAUCUGCGGUCCGGCGCCGGUCUGGACGCUCUGCAGUGGACUCGACAUGUUCUGGAUCAGCUGGACGCUGCACGACACUCGCUCGGCCAAAGACUGGAGUCCGUCAGUAGAUGGAGGUCAGGCUUCUCCUCUCCUGCUUUUCCUCGUGCUCGUGUCGUUGGAGUUUCUCCUCUCUGCACCUCCUCUCCCUCCUACAAACCCUGUGCUCCCCUUCCCAGCAGCACCUCCUGUGAGAGAGCAGGUCGCAGUGUGUCGGUGGACAGUGAUGUGAGCGCGUCUGAGCCGGACACCGCCGCUGUUUCUCUGGGUUAUAAGCUGCAGGACCUCACGGACGUCCAGGUGAUGGCCCGACUGCAGGAGGAGAGUUUGCGUCAGGACUACGCCUCCACCUCUUCCUCCUCCUCUAUGAGCCUCCGCAGCUCCAGCUUCUCCUUCCAGUUCGGCCAGCACAGCGAUUCACACCUGGACGAGGAGGAGGAGGAGGAGGAUGAAGACUACGGUCAGUUACCGCCGCCGCAGCCAUGUCUGAGUCGAGCCAGACCACUGCAGCGCAGCCUGCCGCAUUCACACACCUUCAGCAGCAUCAGGGACUGGACGCAGACGCAGACGCAGACGCACUGCAGAGACACGCAGCCAGGCCUCAGCAGCAGCUCAGAUAAGCUGAGGAGGAGUAUGCCGGACCUGCUGGUGUGUGCGGCUCUGAGUCCAGCGCUGUCGUCAGGGUCCAUGAGGAGCAGCCAGAGCUUUGACUCGUCCGGUGCUCUGACGCGUCUCCAGAGCUGCAUUCCUGCUCCGGCGCAGCUGCAGAGCCGUGUUCAGAGCGUGGGGAGCUUCUCGUCCCGUCAGCCGCUCAAAGCCACAGCGUACGUCAGUCCCACCGUCAAGGGCUCGUCUCUCAUGAGCUCCUCGGUCAGUUUACAGAGUCUGUCGGUCAGCGGGGUCCCUAAAGCGGCGGCGGCGUCACGCAGCGGUCUGCCUCGGCCCUCGUCCUUCAUCAGCACCGGCUCCGGCCCUCGAGCCAAACUCACCGCUCCGCUGCGCAGUUUGCUGCCGCCGCCGAAGAGCCUGGCGACGCUGAGCGCGCUGAGGGAUGGGAGCUGGCGCGACGGCUGUUACUGACGCUCUGAGACGGGUCCGGAGCAUCCCGCUGGCCCGGGCCGCUCGCUUUCUCACCAAGUGCUCUUGAGGAGGCUUCCAGAGCAAACACAGCUCUGUAUGCAAACGCACCGAGGAUCUGAGUGAUCGCACAUGCUGCUAAAUCAGGGGCCCCUCGUCCCUGCACUGAAGCAAUCGCGCUUAAACUAAACCACUUGAAACGGUUUGUACGGUUGUUUGAAGUUGGAAUACACUCUUAUUAAAAAUAAAGGUGCUUUAAAGGUUGUUCACAGCGAUGCCACAGAAAA
Messenger RNA from Sinocyclocheilus grahami, 1700 nucleotides. RefSeq names its product SLAIN motif family, member 1b (gene slain1b). The coding region runs from base 28 to 1416 and encodes 462 amino acids. The transcript has 8 exons. NCBI's taxonomy places the organism in Eukaryota, Metazoa, Chordata, Actinopteri, Cypriniformes, Cyprinidae. Gene Ontology annotation, biological process: positive regulation of microtubule polymerization; microtubule nucleation; cytoplasmic microtubule organization. The record is from RefSeq and is a predicted model, not a curated record. Gene Ontology annotation, cellular component: microtubule plus-end.